This is a messenger RNA of Ostreobium quekettii, 399 nucleotides long. Lineage: Eukaryota; Viridiplantae; Chlorophyta; Ulvophyceae; Bryopsidales; Ostreobiaceae. The record is from the annotation of a GenBank genome assembly.
AUGCCCAUGUCGGGGGGUGUGUACCUCGAUCUUUGUUGUGGCCACGGUCUGUUGCAGCUAGAGAAUGCGGAAAUGGACCACCACUUGGGGUUGCGCGGGAGCGAUGUCAAUUUUCGGUGGUGGAUAGGCCAUGCCUUCCUCCUGAAUUCACGUCGCAAUGCCUGCAGGCAGCUGUCUGAGUGUGUGAAAUGCAUUGACAUGAUGCCUUGGCCGAGUCUCUCUGGCUCUGACCCCUCUCGUCAUCUGGUAUUUGUGCGCAGCUCCUCCUGCAGUGUUCUUGCCGCUUUAAUUGUCAGUGGAUUCCAUCGUUUCCAUUGUUUGGGACGACGUUCGAACCUUACCUCAUCAGCUUGUACUCCAACGCGCGGCUUGGUCAGGCGUCGUGGCUGGAGCGAUUAG